AUGUCGACUCUCGAGGAGCUCGAUGAUCUCGACCGCCGAGACAAGGAGGAGAAGAAGAGAGAUGGCGACGACAAGAAAGAGAAGAAGCCCACUGAUAGCGACGCCGACAUGCAAGAUGCAGAGGAGGAGGAGGACGAUAUCCUUGACGAUGAGAUCCUGGGGCUGAGCACACAAGACAUUCAAACCCGCAAACGCUUGCUAGAGAACGAUUCUCGCAUCAUGAAGAGCGAGUUCUCGCGGUUAUCACACGAGAAGGCCGCCAUGGGCGAGAAGAUCAAAGAGAACCAGGACAAGAUUGCCAACAACAGACAACUCCCGUACCUCGUCGGCAACGUUGUUGAGCUGCUUGACCUGGACCCUACGGCCGAAUCAUUAGAAGAGGGUGCCAACAUUGACCUGGAUGCCACCCGAGUUGGAAAAUCAGCCGUGAUCAAGACCUCCACACGACAAACAAUCUUUCUCCCUUUGAUUGGCCUGGUCGAUGCCGAUAACUUGAAGCCUGGCGACCUUAUUGGUGUCAACAAGGAUUCGUACCUUAUUCUCGAUACGCUCCCGGCCGAGUACGACAGCCGCGUCAAGGCUAUGGAGGUGGAUGAGAAGCCCACAGAACAGUACACUGAUGUUGGUGGACUGGAUAAGCAGAUUGAAGAGUUGGUAGAAGCAAUCGUAUGGCCCAUGAAGGAGGCUGAGCGUUUCAAGAAGAUUGGCAUCAAGGCCCCAAAAGGUGCACUGAUGUAUGGCCCCCCAGGUACAGGCAAGACUUUACUAGCACGAGCCUGUGCAGCACAGACGGACGCUACGUUCUUGAAGCUGGCAGGUCCUCAACUGGUCCAGAUGUUCAUUGGUGAUGGCGCCAAGCUCGUACGGGACUGCUUUGCCCUGGCUAAAGAAAAGGCUCCAGCGAUUAUUUUCAUUGACGAGUUGGAUGCGGUUGGUACCAAACGCUUCGACAGCGAAAAGAGCGGCGACCGUGAAGUACAGCGAACCAUGUUGGAGUUGCUGAACCAGCUUGACGGCUUCGCCUCUGACGACCGAAUCAAGGUGUUGGCUGCAACAAACCGAGUCGAUGUUCUUGAUCCUGCGCUUCUCCGAUCUGGCCGACUCGAUCGCAAAAUUGAAUUCCCCCUGCCAAACGAGGAGGCCCGCGCUCAGAUCUUGAAGAUUCAUUCCCGCAAGAUGAAGGUUGACCCCGGUGUCAAUUGGGGUGAGUUGGCCCGAAGCACGGAUGAGUUUGGAGGUGCUAUGUUGAAGGCUGUUUGUGUGGAGGCUGGCAUGAUUGCUUUACGAUCAGGCAAGAACAAGAUUGGCCACGAGCAUUAUGUUGAUGCCAUUGCUGAGGUGCAGGCCAAGAAGAAGGAUACCGUCAACUUCUACGCUUAA
This is a messenger RNA of Fusarium subglutinans, 1380 nucleotides long. Its product is annotated as 26S protease regulatory subunit 6A. The coding region runs from base 1 to 1380 and encodes 459 amino acids. NCBI's taxonomy places the organism in Eukaryota, Fungi, Ascomycota, Sordariomycetes, Hypocreales, Nectriaceae. The record is from RefSeq and is a predicted model, not a curated record. The transcript is spliced from 4 exons. Gene Ontology annotation, molecular function: ATP binding; ATP hydrolysis activity; proteasome-activating activity. Gene Ontology annotation, biological process: proteasome-mediated ubiquitin-dependent protein catabolic process. Gene Ontology annotation, cellular component: proteasome regulatory particle, base subcomplex.